AUGACGCUGAUGAACUGGUGAAAACAAUCAACACAAAGAAAAAUGGAAAAGCUGUGGUUGUUGGUGGAGGAUAUAGCCUUUUCUCAAGAGUUGUGAACAUAUUUCUCAAGCAGCGGAAGCCGAAGUAUUCGAGGAAUCGCUAUCAUGCCGUCGCAGACACCCAAGCUGGAUGGAGAUGGGAGCAAGUUACUACUUCAUGGGGCGCAAGUUCGAUCAUGGAAAACCGAAAAGG
This is a messenger RNA of Striga hermonthica, 232 nucleotides long. The record is from the annotation of a GenBank genome assembly. Lineage: Eukaryota; Viridiplantae; Streptophyta; Magnoliopsida; Lamiales; Orobanchaceae.